Messenger RNA from Cheilinus undulatus (humphead wrasse), 2630 nucleotides. RefSeq names its product sodium-dependent neutral amino acid transporter B(0)AT1-like. The transcript is spliced from 12 exons. Lineage: Eukaryota; Metazoa; Chordata; Actinopteri; Labriformes; Labridae. Gene Ontology annotation, cellular component: membrane. Bases 30 to 1880 code for a protein of 616 amino acids. Gene Ontology annotation, biological process: sodium ion transmembrane transport. The record is from RefSeq and is a predicted model, not a curated record.
CUCUCUGCUUCAGUGCACUUGUGCUUAUCAUGAGACUAGUACUUCCUAACCCAGGACUGGAUCUCCGGAUCCCGGACCAUGAAGCUCUGGAGAAGAUGGAGAAGGAGGAGGUCGGAGGCAGGCCAAAGUGGGACAACAAAGCCCAGUACAUCCUCACCUGUGUGGGCUUCUGCAUCGGACUUGGAAACGUAUGGCGGUUCCCCUAUUUAUGUCAGAGUCAUGGCGGAGGAGCAUUUUUGAUUCCCUACCUGAUCCUGCUGGUGCUGGAGGGAAUGCCUCUCCUGCUGAUGGAGUUUGCCAUUGGCCAGCGUCUCAGGAAAGGCAGCAUCGGUGUCUGGAGGGCCAUCAACCCUUAUUUGAUUGGUAUUGGUAUUGGCUCCAUGUUGGUGUCCUUUCUGAUUGGACUGUACUACAAUACCUUGAUAGCCUGGGUCCUCUGGUAUCUCUUCAAUUCCUUUCAAAGCCCACUUCCUUGGACCCAGUGCCCUCUCAAUGAAAAUGGGACAGGCUUUGUACCAGAGUGUCAGCAGAGCUCCACUGUGGAUUACUUCUUUUACAGAGUGACUCUGAAUAGUUCAGCCUCUAUAGCUGAUUCUGGGGGAAUCCAGUGGCCCAUGGUUCUCUGCCUGCUGGCUGCCUGGUCUGUCAUUGCUAUCUGCUGCAUCAGGGGCAUCAACACUUCAGGCAAGGCCGUGUACGUCACAGCCAUCCUGCCCUACAUCGUGCUGGCCAUCUUCCUGAUCAGAGGGCUGACUCUUAAAGGAGCACUGAGUGGAAUCAAGUUCCUCUUCACACCUGAUGUCAGUGAGUUGAUUAAACCAACAACUUGGCUGGAUGCAGGCGCCCAGGUCUUCUAUUCCUUUGGUCUGGCAUGGGGAGGCCUGAUCUCCUUCUCAAGCUACAACCCUGUUCACAACAACUGUCUGAAAGAUGCUGUGAUCCUUACGGUUGUGACUGGCCUGACAUCCAUCUACGCUGCCACGGUCACCUACACCAUCAUUGGCUUCAGGGCCACAGAGAAAUAUGACAGCUGUGUCAACAGUAACAUCAUGAUGCUUUUAAACGCCUUUGACCUUCCUGAAGAAAGCAUCACUCCAAACAACUACGACCCGGCUCUUCAUCACCUCAACUCCUCGUAUCCUGAUAUCAUCCUUGGGUUGGACAUCAAACCUUGUAACCUGCACACUCUUCUUAGUGAGGGAGUGGAGGGGACUGGUCUGGCCUUCAUUGUGUUCACAGAAGCCAUCACUAAGAUGCCUGGCUCUCCAGCCUGGUCUGUCCUCUUCUUCAUCAUGCUUUUCUGCUUGGGACUCUCAACACUCUUUGGCAACAUUGAAGGGGUGGUGGUCCCACUCAAAGACCUAAAAGUAUACCCUAAGAAGUGGCCCCAUGAAGCACUGACAGGAGUGACCUGUGUUGUCUCCUUCCUCAUCUGCCUCUUGUUUGCACAGCAUUCUGGGUUUUAUUGGGUAACCCUCUUUGACAACUUUGCUGGAUCUGUUCCGUUGCUGACCAUUGGGUUUUUUGAGAUGAUAGUGGUCGUUUACAUUUACGGCAUAGACAGGUUCAAUGAGGACAUCAAGUUCAUGAUUGGAUAUAAACCCUCCAUCUUCUGGCAGGUUUCCUGGAGAUUCAUCAGCCCUGUAGUGGUUCUGGUUAUUUUAGUUUUCUAUCUGGUUACACAAGGUCAAGAAGAGCUCACCUACUUAGUCUGGGAUCCCAGCUCUGAGAAGUUCCCAGCUCUGGCAUCAGUUUCUUACCCUGUCUGGAUCUAUGUGAUCAUCUUUGUUCUUGCAGGAAUUCCCAGUCUUACAAUUCCUGCAUGUGCAUUAGGUAGACUGAUCUGUAUUUGCUGCAAAAAGGGGAAUGGUGAAAGGUAAAUGGGUACCAUGGGUCGCAUUCACCCAGUCACACCCUGAUGGUAGAAGCUGCCACGUAAAGAGUCCAUCAGAUUGGAGUUAAGUGUCUUGCCCUAGGACACGUCAGCAUGACGGGAUCAAACCCCCAACCUUCUGACCAGCUCCUCUGCCUCAGGUCUCAGCUCCUCAACUGUUAAACUUGUUUGGAUAUUUUUGUGUUUGAAUUAACAUUUUUCACUCAUUUGUCCAAAUCUAUGCAAAAUUAAAGCCCAGUACUUGUCCAGUAGAUGCUGUUCAGUCCAGUAAUCUGUGUUUUUAUAGUGCUGUAUCUGGAUAUGUUUUACUCUUCUCACUUUAACCUGAAAAGAUUUUUUGUUGUAUAAAAUAUUUGUAAAUUUCAGAAAAAGACAAAUAUACUUCAGCACUUGUGGGUCCUUUAUUCUCCUUGCUGAUACAUGUUUUUUCUCUCCCAUUUAUUAUUUUCCUGAAUAACUUCACAUCACAUUGAAUAAACUUAUCGUAAGUGUGGACGGGGCGCCGUCAGGGAUUUGGGCCCCAUGAAAAGAACCCUUACUGGGCCCCCUCACAAGUUUUGAUCCUGUUUUACAUAAAACUAUGCAUUUUAAUGAUUUUUUGACAAUCAUUCCCAUAUUUGUGAAGAGUACAACAUGACAGUUACUUGGUAGGGGAAGCACUGAAAAUACAAUGAAAUUCAUUUAGAUUCAGUUAUUUGCUGCAAGACUGAUACUCUGAGAAAUGUAGAAAUGUUUC